This is a messenger RNA of Schistosoma haematobium, 5049 nucleotides long. It is a transcript of the gene JOSD1, whose product is annotated as Josephin-1. Gene Ontology annotation, molecular function: cysteine-type deubiquitinase activity. The coding region runs from base 3861 to 4442 and encodes 193 amino acids. The transcript has 2 exons. The record is from RefSeq and is a predicted model, not a curated record. NCBI's taxonomy places the organism in Eukaryota, Metazoa, Platyhelminthes, Trematoda, Strigeidida, Schistosomatidae. Gene Ontology annotation, biological process: protein deubiquitination.
CAGUGAUUCUUCCUUUUUCUAAGGAUCCAGCAACAAUAAAAACAAAGGUUGCGAUUCGCAGAAACGACGAGCACUACCGUGAUUAUUGCGAUAUAACACUAAAUCACCAAUUAACAAAACCAUCGGAGCAAAGUUUUAGGACCAUAGUUGCUUGUUUAUAAUGCUCACGUUCUCAAGGUUACAGCGACUGCGACGAUUCGGAAUGUAAAGAAUUAACUGUAGUGUUACAUGUUUGGAUUUUUCACUCUGAGAAACUAAUUUUCAUGACCUUUUUUAUUGGCUUUCUCUUAGUUACCUUCAAUGCUUACGUCCGUACGUUCCAAACUUUUCAGGAAGUCAAUGACUUGUUGGGAUUCCCAAAAAUGCACUUUUUGACCAACGUUCAUGGAGAACUCGGCCAGAAUCUUUUUGUUUAACUGGUCUGAUGAAGAAAUUCAUGGGCAAGAUAACCUCUGGUUUUCUGGAUUCUGAGAAUAGCCCAAAUGAAAAUUUCACCAAACCUAUUUUCUGAACGGAAGUUAAAAACUUGGAAGAACUCGUAGCUAAGUCUAAUUCGUUACGUUACCUUGAGUACUUUUGUAGCCUUAAGAGAUGUUACUCUCUUGGUUGCCUGCACUUUUAAGGAACACUUCUCAUUGAGGAGUGUGAAAAGGAACUCGAAUUAGCAGUCGUCCUGGCACAGGGGUGUGGCUUCAGAGUUCAGAAAACAGCUGCUGUAUAUCGGUCACGCACUGCUUUUUUGUAACCAGUUGUAGAUCUGUUGGCCCCAUGUUCUUAAACUCUGCCACCAGCAGCGAAAAUCUACGGGCGGGAUUUUUCUAUUUCUAGGGCUGAUCUUUCCUAAAGCCCUCAUUCUAUCGACAGGAAGCAGGACCUCUGUAAAGAAAUGCCUUGCCUCGAUUUAACCCCUGUACCGCCAGUAAAACUACUCUCGGACCUUUAGUUUACCGCUUUUAGAUCAACCACUCUUUGAACAACAUGCUUGAAAUGAUAGAUUUUGGAAAAGGUAGUGUUCCAGCUAAUAUAGAUCAACUAGGUCAUCACGAUAUUCAAACCAGAUUACUACGUCAAGGUAGCAGCUAUUAUCGGGGUUCGUCACUUUCAGAAAACGAUGGUACGGGAUUGCUGUUAAGGCUAUAGCAUUAGAAUAUUUUAGUCAUCAUUUUAUCUGGUUCAUUACUGAUUUUUAAUCUUUCCACUACAUAAGCGGCAGUGAAGAUCGCUUUAUGACACAGCUACAGAGUAGUUAGCUCGAAAUAGUCUCCAGUCAUCAGUUUCCCAUUCAUUCAGUGCUUAGUUCAUGCCGAUGAACACUUAAUGCAGGUGCUUCAUUUUUAUAUCAGUCUUCGUGUAAAGAGGUAGAUCAGUAGCCAGAAUGUUCAACUUUAAGAUGCUAAAUUGAAGGUUUAAACCCUACUACACUUUUGGUUUGACCAGAUAGAUAGUAUCACUAACCCUCACGCUUGAAGUGCGGAUCAAAGUCAAGUACAUGAAUCUGUGCAUGGUAAAUCCGUUAUUAAGAAGCGAAGGAAAUGUCCGUCUUUAUUUAUUUUAUAAAAAUCAGAUACUUAUGCUUAACUACAAAAUAAUAACCGAAUAUUGAGUUAAAUUAGUGUUCAUGAAAAAUUGGCUUACGAGUUAGUUUCAGGUCGGCAACGUUGAUAAAGCGGUUUACUUCGUAAAUUUUACGAUGAAUGUUCAUCUGUUUUGUAAUUAUUGUUAUUAUCAAUUCCGUCUUGAGUGUUGUUAGAGGUAUGAUGGCGGUUAUCACUUCCUGGUUCUUCUGAAGGUACCUGGAAAGGAAAUUGGAUUAAAGGUGGUCUUAGUGACCCGAGAGCAUGACCGCAGUGCCCAAGGGACAAGUAUUUGAGGUCGAUCACACACGACCUUUUUGUGAGUAAUUUUCGUGUUGGCUCUGUACUUGUUGAGACCUUGCUGCUGGAAACGGGAGUCGAUUAGAUUAGGCGAGGUGUGUAUUUUUAGGGUCGACCUUUUCUAACCCAACCCCUAAUUGUAGGAAGGCAGCAUCGUUAUUAUGCUGGUUGUCUGAAGGGAACGCCUUACUGCCGUCACACCUCUGUACAGUCAGUAGUGCGACUUCGUCCUCAGACCUUGAGUUUGCUGCUUUUAGUCUUACUGUUUCUCAACCGAUCUGUCUGGCGUGGUAGGACGUUGAGGAACGGUUGUUCCAGCCAGUAUAGCUCGAUUGGUUUACUAGGGUAGGCAAGCCUGACCACCACGUUAAGUUAGCUACGACGGUCGGGCUGGCCUUCGUCAACACCUGAAAUAAGGAUAGAGGGUGAAGUAGUCGAACGCGUUGACAACUUAUCUUGGAAGUCUGAUCAGUCCUAAUGGGUUGGUGUCUGACUAAAUCUCAGCACUGACUCGAAAAGCUUGUUUGGCUUUUGCCAACUUACGUCACCUAUGGUGACGGAGAGAUAUCUGUCUAUCAAUUAAGGUACGAGUGUACUGCGCGGCAGUUCGUUCUGUUCUACGGCUGCGAAACGUGGCCAUAAAGAGUAGAAGCUAGUCGUAAGCUACCAGUAUUUGACCACAGAUGUCUUAGAAAUAUUUCCCACAUCUGCUGGGAUCAUCGGGUUAGUAAUAGUGAGGUUAGACGCAGGGUAUUAGGGAGUGAGGGUAAAUCAGUUGAUGAGGUUGUGAUUCUUCAUCGACAGAGAUGGUUGGGCCACGUGUUACGUAUGCCUGAACACCGAUUACCACGACGUGCAAUGCUAACCGGUGUUGGAGAUGGUUGGAAGGGCGGCCAAACCAAAACGUGGCAUCAGUGCUUGAAGUCAUUAACUUCUAGUCUGAGCCAUAUUGGUAGAUGUAGACUACUUGGUUGGAGACUCUUGGUGAAAUGGCUCAGAAUCGACCACAAUGGAGAACGUGUAUACACUCUCUGUCUUCCCUUAAACUAAGAGAUUAAAAUCACUCCAUAUUUUUCUUUCUACGAACUAAUUCUUCCUUCCUGUAUUAUAUCCUUAUAUGCAAUCUUUCGUUUAUAUAUUACUACCAUUGAAUUAACUGCUUCUAUGAAUCCGGUGUUCAUCUUGCUGUGUUAAUGAGGUAUGGCAACUUGGACCUAUGCAUAUAUGUGCCUGGUUCUACGUUGUAGCUGAUUGACUUUCAAUUCUUCGGGGAUCAAAAGUUUGAUAAAGUUUAAGUCAAAUAAUUGUAUUUAGUGUUUAUUCUGACAAAGUGCACUAUUUUUAAUGUGUAUAGGGACACAAAUUCGGUGUAAUCCUUGAUUCUAAAAACAUAUUAAUGUACGGUAAUGUUUCACAAUCUUGUAACUGAUAUUAUUUUGCAACUCGAAAGAAAUAGCCGACUUAUUAGGCUUGUCAACGAUUUUAUGUGGACUUUGUAUGUUGAAUUAAGUUGUUGGGAAAUAAAUUGUUUGGCAUUUCCGGUACAUUAUUGUUCAUCAAAGGCUAGACAAACUCCUCGGUAAUAUUAUUAACUUACAUUUAUGUAUAUGAGAAACCGUUAAGUGUCACUUAGUUGUUGUAGUCGGUUUAUACGCCUUUAACUUCAUAAUAUAGCAAAAAUAUAAAGUACUUUAAGGACGAAAGCAAGAGUAUCAGGUUGUUAGUCGAAUGGAAGAUUAUAUAGCUUAGUGUCAUCAUUGUUGAUAAUUAUUUAGUUUUGGUAUUACUGUUUUCUGAUCGGUUCAGAUUAUUUGAGUCAUAUUUAUUCAAGAUUUCCAGAUUAAUCCAGUCUUGUAACUUAUUCAAAUUUUACAUAGGUUGGACUUUCUUUUUUGUUUUAUUUUCCAGAUAAUCUUUUGGAAUUUUUCCGUAUUAUACACUACUUUAUUUGAAUUGUGCUUAUUAUCCUGGUAAAUGACAUCUUGAAUGAAUUCAGUGACCAAUUCAAAUAAAAUUUACCAUGAACGUCAAUCUAAAAUGUUUUGUGCAUUGCAUGCACUGAAUAAUGUAUUUCAGGAUAAAAUAUUUUCAAAGCAUUGCUUAGAUAAAAUAGCUGAUAAUCUUAAUAGCAAUUCAUUUAUUAAUCCACAUAGAAAUGUAUUUGGACUGGGGAAUUAUGACGCAAAUGUGUUAGUUAUUGCUCUUCAACAAUGUGGUUAUGAUAUUGUUUGGUGUGAUAAACGCAAAACAAUUGCUGCGCAUAAUCUAAAUUUUGAUAAUAUUUUUGGAUAUAUAUUGAACACAUUUUCUAAUCGUCGUAUUUUUAACUUAACAUUACCAUAUUCAGGAAGUCAUUGGAUUGGUUUACGAAAAUUAGAGCAUGAUGAUAAAUAUUCAUAUUUUAAUUUAGAUUCUAAAUUAUGCGAACCGGUUGUAGUUGCGUCAACGGAUGAUGAGUUUGUUAACUAUUUAGAAGGACGUCUUAGAGAGUAUCCAGAGACUCAACUUUUAUUUGUCGUAUCCAAUGAAGUGCUUCAGCAACGAUCUUGGACGCAUAAUAAACAAUGAGCACAAUUAAGGACGAUCUAACUUUUUGUGUGUUCACGGUGAUAUUUUUUGAUUAAUACUAUACAUUUGUUUAAAACUUCCUUCUUUCUUAAUUGCCGUAUUUAUAACAAACAACAGCCAUGGAAGUGAACAAUCUGUUUGAUGAAUGUUAGAUCUAAAAAAUCAACGCUAAUCAACAUCUGACGGUUAUCCUGAACUCAUGAUCAUCCAUUCAAAAAAGUCUGUCUGUUUCCAGAGUGAGGCCUUGAUUUAUCGGGCUAAUUUAAACCGUUUUUUUAAUUUUUAGAACAAAAUUCUGGUUAUUAACUUACAUCUUUCUCAGACUUUGUGGAUUAAACAUACUGGUGAUUAAAAUAAUUUAAGAAGGAAACCGAUUAUACUAUCGAAAAGGAAAUAAAGACAAUUUAGCAAAGAAAAUGUUUUCAUAAAAUCAUUAACUUAAGCUGUAAAGUCGUAUUUAUAGAGCAGUUCAACAGAUAUACAAAUUUAUUAAAAAACAAAGUGAUUAGUUUAGGGUCCGAAACCUUCAUGCGUCACAAGCUGGUUGUGAUACGAUCUAAAGGUUAAAGGCAAACAAUAAUAAGCAAACGAAGGUAGGAGAACUGAG